Cydia pomonella (codling moth) is the source of this 2134-nucleotide messenger RNA. RefSeq names its product pickpocket protein 28-like. Lineage: Eukaryota; Metazoa; Arthropoda; Insecta; Lepidoptera; Tortricidae. The record is from RefSeq and is a predicted model, not a curated record. The coding region runs from base 653 to 2125 and encodes 490 amino acids. The transcript is spliced from 11 exons. Gene Ontology annotation, biological process: sodium ion transmembrane transport. Gene Ontology annotation, molecular function: ligand-gated sodium channel activity. Gene Ontology annotation, cellular component: membrane.
GGACACAUUUUACUACUUUGGAAGUGUCUCUCGCGCAAAGUAUUCAGUUUAGAAAAAAAAAUGAGACACCUCAAUAUCAUUUUUGAAGACCUAUCCAUAGAUACCCUACACGUAUGGGUUUGAUGAAAAAAAAAAAUUGAGUUUCAUUUCUAUGUGGAACCCCCAAAAUUUAUUGUUUUUUUUUUUUUUGUGAAAAUCUUAAUGCAGUUCACAAAAUACAUCUACUUACCAAGUUUCAACAGUACAGUUUUUAUGUACUUUCGGAAAAAAGUGGCUGUGACAUAGACGGACAGACAGACAGACAGACAUGACGAAUCCAUAACGGUUCCGUUUUUUGCUAUUUGGCUACGGAAUCCUAAAAAUGGUCCCCAGAUACGUGUUAUAGUGACCAAUAGACUGGCAGCGUUACCCCUUUGGAUGGCCAGACUUAAUAUCUGGGCGAAGUAGCUGCCAGCACUUUGGUAACCUGAGGCACCCAUGAGCCGCUGAGAAAUCUCUUUGAGCAGGGAUUACCCGCUGGGCCUCCACGGUCCUAGAGUUUCUACACCAAACGGCGCAAAUAUGUUGCAUGGGAAUUCACUUUUGGUUUUUUGUUUCAGAUAUUUGUAUUGUCACCAUUUUAUGAACCAGGCAUGCCGCAGGCUUUAGAUAUAUGUUGGAUCCAACCUUCAGUCGCGCCGAGCGUCUCACCUGGGUUGCCAUAAUGAUAGUUAGCGUAGCAGCCUGCGCUGGCAACAUCACGCAACUGUUCCUCAAAUGGACGUCCACUCCGUUUGUUAAUGUCAUCGACUCCCUGCCUUCGCCGGUCUGGGCGGUGCCGUUCCCUAACGUCGUUCUAUGUCCCCAUCUGCACGUCAAGCUGUCAUAUAGAAACGUAAACCGGUUCGAUAAUUUGGAGAAAUUCUUCGCUUCGCUGGUCUGUCCCCAAAUGAGCAAGGAAAACCGGGCCCUGGACGAAAGGAUGACUCCGCAGCAGAACCUGUUACUGGAGAAAUUUAUUUUACAGGGUGCCCCAAAGUGCACGGAAGUGAUAAAAUCCUGCUACUGGCGCGCGACCUCGCAAACAUGGCUGACGGAGGAAUGCUGCGCCAAGCUGUUUAGCCCAGUCUUCACCAACUACGGUCUCUGCUUCGCUUUCAACAGCCUACCACUCCACGGCAUGACAAACGUCACAACCGCUUGGCAGCGCACUUUCUCACCCUCCGUCUCCCAAAAGACCCUGGACUGGGGGCUGGACGCGGGCUACCCGAAGGUGUUUCCUCCCGACCCUGCCAUGGAGCCGUUCAGGGUGAUGGCAUCUGGGGAGACGAACGGGCUGGGGGUGGAGCUGUACCUGAACGAUAGUGAACACCAGGUGGCUUGUGAUGGCGCUAGUGUUGGGUUUAAUUUAAUCAUCAGCUCCCCAACCAACCACGUGUACACCAGCACCAUCAUCCGUCUACCCAUGGACCGGAUGACCACCAUCGAGGUGUACCCCAUCACCUACCGAACGGAUUCUUCCCUUAAAGGCCUGCUGCCGGAACGGAGACAGUGCUUCUUCCAGGAUGAGAGGAAACUGGAAUAUUUCGAGUCCUAUACGGAUAGUAACUGCAAGCUGGAUUUGCUUAUUCGGGAGGCCAGGAAAUGGUGUAAUUGUGUUCAUUACAAUUGGCCAAAGAAGUCCCCUUCUGAGCCUAUUUGUUCGACCAAAGCGGAUUUCCUGUGCAUAAACGAUGUUAAAGCGAAAGUAGAAGAACAGCUGAUAUACGCUUAUUUCGCGGAUAGUGAAGAACAACGAAAACCAACGGGCCAGUCCAGCUCAUGUCACCCGGCUUGCAACGACGUCAUAUACAACAGUCAAGUGUUUUAUUCGGAUCUGAAGACAGACCCAGCUGAAUCGCCCAAGUGGGGGUAUCCUGGACCGGGGGAAAUAACUCGGCUCAAUGUUCAUUUCUACGACGACAGCUUUCUUGGGCAACAUCGGCAUGCGCAGUACGAUGAUUACUAUUUCGUUGGAGCCAUCGGCGGCCUGCUGAGCCUGUUCCUCGGCUUCAGCAUCAUAAGCGUGGCGGAGCUAAUCUACUUCGUACUGCUGCGACCAUUGCACGCAGUGGUCACCGAAAUCUGCCAUCGCCACAGGACUUAAAUGAACUUG